Messenger RNA from Phycodurus eques (leafy seadragon), 2072 nucleotides. RefSeq names its product v-fos FBJ murine osteosarcoma viral oncogene homolog Ab (gene fosab). The transcript has 4 exons. The coding region runs from base 617 to 1651 and encodes 344 amino acids. Gene Ontology annotation, molecular function: DNA-binding transcription factor activity, RNA polymerase II-specific; RNA polymerase II cis-regulatory region sequence-specific DNA binding. Gene Ontology annotation, cellular component: nucleus. NCBI's taxonomy places the organism in Eukaryota, Metazoa, Chordata, Actinopteri, Syngnathiformes, Syngnathidae. The record is from RefSeq and is a predicted model, not a curated record. Gene Ontology annotation, biological process: regulation of transcription by RNA polymerase II.
CGCACAAUGUUGCGUUUAAUGUCAGCGCCGCCGCUUCUUCUUCUUUUUGUGCUCAGCAUCAUCUUCGCUAGUUGUGAAGUUUGGAGUAUUUGUUGUCUUACGUAACGUGACGCCGACCAGCACUCGGAUUUACCAGCAGGCCCCGCCCCCUCUUACAGGAUGCGCCAUAUAUGGGAAAUGACGUAUGGGGAUCCCGGAGCAGAAUCUUCCAUUCGUCCAAAGCGGGGGGGGACGCGAAUGCUCAAACGUGGACUUUGUGGCGCGACUCCGCGUGCGUUCGCGUUGACUCUGGACUGUCGUGAAUGUUGCGACGCGGUGCGGCCCGAUAGCUUGGCGUUUGCUUCCGGGUUUGUUCCCCUUUGUCCCCUCGGCGUCCCCCCGCCCCCGUCGACGUCAUCGGAGCGGCCCGCUCGCAGGCUAUAAAAUGGCCGCCAGCAGACGCAAGACGUCAGUUCACUCUCAGUCGCCUCUCGAGCCAACAAGACACAGCGGCUUUGGGAACUCGGCUCUUUUUGGGAUUGUUUUGGUGUUGAAAUCCAAACGUCUACCGCAGGGAUUUCCUCAGGGGUUUUUUUUGUCCUCGUAGAAACUGUGAUCUUCCAUCGGUGCUGCGGCGAUGAUGUUCAACGUGUUCGACCCGGAGUGCGACUCGUCGUCCCGGUGCAGCACGGCGUCCCCGGCCGCGGACUACGGCAGCAACCCGGGCUACUACCAACCGUCCCCGGCCGGCUCCUGCUCCAGCGUGGGCUCGCCGCAAUCGCUGGACUUCACCGAGCCGACGGCCUCGAGCGCCGCCUUCGUCCCCACGGUGACGGCCAUCUCGGCCAGCCCCGACCUGCGGUGGAUGGUCCGGCCGCUGGUGCCCUCGGCGGCCCCCUCGCGCCGGGCGCGCCCCUCGGCCUACCCCGAGAAGGUCUCGGCGCCGUCCCGACCUCACGGCGCCGCCAAGAGAGGCAGGACGGAACAGAUUUCAACUGAGGAGGAAGCAAAGAAGAAAAUUCGCAGGGAGAGGAACAAGCAGGCGGCCGCCAAAUGCCGCAACAGGAGGCGAGAGCUGACCGACACGCUCCAAGCUGAAACCGAUCAAUUGGAGGACGAGAAGUCCGGCCUUCAGAACGACAUCGCCGACCUCCUGAAGGAGAAGGAACGUCUGGAGUUCAUCCUGGCGGCCCACCGGCCCAUCUGCAAAGUCCCCGCCGAGCUGGACUCGGACCUCCCGGCGCCUUCCGUCGCCCCGGCCCGCUCCCGCCUCUCCGCCUCCGACUCGCUCUUCUCCGCCGGCGCGGUGAAACUGAGCGACCUGGACACCUCCGUGCUGGAGGAGUCCCUGGACCUGCUGACCGAGACGGAGAUGACGGACAUGACGGAGAUGGAGCGCUCGGUCCCCGAGGUGGACCUGUCCGCCUCGCUGUGCGGCGCUCAGGACUGGGAGCAGCUGUGCCCGUCGGUGACCAGCGGCGACUUCGAGCCGCCGCUGCGCACGCCCAACGUGGCGUGCACGCCUGCGGGCGCCGCCUUCGCGUCCUCCUUCGUGUUCACCUUCCCGGAGGCCGACGCCUUCCCCGGCUGCGGCGCGGCACGGAGGCGAGGGAUCGGCGGCGACGAGCGGCCGUCCGACUCUCUCGACUCGCCCACGCUGCUGGCCCUUUAAGACGCUUUCAAAGACCCGACUUGGCGUGGGAGAGGUGCAGAUCACGGGGCUAUGGAUGCCCAUUGAUGAAUUGAGCUGCCUUUUACCUUGUAGCAUGUUUCAACCAAUGCCACCGAGUAAUCUGACUUUUAUUUUUUUUUAAAGGUGCUACAUGAUAUCGAGUCAACGUAGACUUUCUGUACAUUUUUAGGAGCGAUAGUUUUCCGGUUGUGUGAAUGUGGACAAAAAAAACUGACAUUGGUCUGUCCUUGACUUUAUAAUAUGUAUGUAAGUUUUCUGUGAAAACAACACGUCUUUUUUUAAUUCUUAUUAAUUUAUGAGAUUUGACUUUAUUUUUUAUUACGACGGAAGCAAACAAAACAAGUGAAUGUGAAAUGUAUAUGUAUUGAUGGAAAUAAAAUGUUAGCGAUAUUUAAAUGGA